AUGGUUGUAGAGGAGAAAGACAAGAGACAUGAAAGACUCAAAGUCUUACAUGUGGCCCUGAAUGCUGACCAUAGUCGGAUUUUCAUUGAAAAUGCAAAAUUAAAGGUUGACUUGGCAAAAAGAGACUCUAUGUCUUUAGUGGGCCCUAAGCCAGAGGAGUUGGAGAAAAGGAAGGAAGAAUUACAAAAAGCAAAAGAAGAGGUGGCGGCUGGAAGCAGGCGCAGGCUGGGGAGCAGGCAGCCGGUAGCGCGAGGAGGCGAUGGCCGAGGAGGGCCAGGCGGGGGGGUCGUAGGGAGCUGGAGGCGCGGGGAGUGGAGGGCCGACGAUUGUGGGCCGCAGGGAGCCGAAGGUGCAGGGAGCGAAGGGUCGGCGGCUGGGCAUCGGGCGGCGGAGGCUGCAGGUGGCGGGUGUGGUGCCGACGGGGGCUGGGGAGCUGGUGGCCAGCAGGGAGCCGGCGGGGACCAGGACUGGCAGGGGUGUCGGAGUUGUCAGGGGAGGUGUAGGGCCCGAAGCCAGGGGAAGUCCGUGGGCUGUACUAACAACGACAGGGGUCCCACGAGUCAUGCAAUCGGGCAGCCUGUGGCAAAUUUACAGAAAGGAUAA
Molecule: messenger RNA, 603 nt
Organism: Cryptomeria japonica (Japanese cedar)
Lineage: Eukaryota; Viridiplantae; Streptophyta; Pinopsida; Cupressales; Cupressaceae
Exons: 4
Coding region: 1-603 (200 amino acids)
Source: RefSeq, a predicted model, not a curated record